AGUCAAUACAGCUACAGUAGCGCACAUGGAAAUGCAGCUGGUUGUCUUGCCGUGUCACCCGUGUUUGAAGCUUCCCACCGUUCACUGUUUUGUCAUUUUUCUCUCUGGAUCAAUGGCCGACUUUCAGUUAAGAACAUUAACCCUGUUCGCCAGUGAUAUGCCGAAUAAUCAGACAACUCUCGCCGCUCAUGUAGGAGGUGGCGGUCUCCCUUUCUUCCCAACUCGAAAAUUUUACCAAUUCCCAAUUCUUCCCUCUCCUUUUCUCAACCUUCCUCAGCAUCUCCGCUGCUCUGCAGUGUCGAAACGCCUUCUCCUGCGUCCUCUCCGUCUCAGCCGAUGUGAACGAUGGAACUCCAAUACUGAAACUUUCAGAACCCGGAAUUUCAGCUUUAAUGAAGAAGAAGAAUACGAAGGAGAAGACUGUUUCUUGGACAUACUCGAUGAGUUUAUCGACAGUAUUUGGGUUUUGAAGGUUUUCAAGCCAUAUUUUUGGGCUCUUCCUCCAAUCAUUUUGUCAUUACUGCUAGCAAAUGGUCUUAUAGCUUUUGUUAUAACCUUGGCUCUUCUAGUUGGGCAAUCAGUGUUAAUCUUUGCCCUCCAAAAAUUGUGGGGAGUGACACAAACCAACCUAGGGCUCAAGAGCAAGGAAAGACCCCGAAGCCGUACUCCAAUAAACAGUAACAUGGGUGGAAGAAGGCGAAACCCGAACACUAGAAAGAGAAAAAUGGGUCAUCGAUUGUGGACGCAGAAAGCUGAUGUCUCUGUUGGUGGGUUUGAUGAAGAUGCACCUACUUUUGGUGGUUGGGAUGAACUUUAAUAUGUUGGAAUCAUCAAUUUGUUCGCCACCAAAGACACUAGUAGAGAAAGGCAAUUUGAGUAAGAGUGAGAGGGAAAACACUACUGCAUUGCUGCUAAGGUAUUGACCUCCAAUAUCUACACUAUGCAGUUUUGGGAAACUUCUUGCCAUGCUGAAAAGUAUAAGAAGAAUAUAUUCCAGGUGAAGUGUAGACAAUUAAUGUGGCAUUGCGAUCGAUGCCGACAGUGCAAAGUGUGACGGUUGUGUCGGUGACUUGAGAUGAUUACUCGAUUUUCAUGUGGCGGUGGUGGCGGCUCCAGGUGGACAGCCCGCAGCUAAUUAGUUUUGGGCGUGAUUUGGUUCUUGAAGUUGAAGUGAGAUUUUUGUGGACUUGGAAUAUGAUAUUACUUGGUAGAAGGUUAUUACCGUUCUUAUAUGAAUAAUAUUCAACUAUCUAUCAUGUUGUUUCUAAUAAUUUUUUAUGUUCAAGUAUCAAUUGUUGUAACAGCCCUCAGCUCGAGGUGAUUAUUGCCGUUAGUGUCUGAAAUUGGUGAACGAAGUGAUAGCGUCAAAAUGGGGAUUGUGUCAACAACUCUUAUUUGGGGGGUUUUAUGUUUUCACUGUCAUUUUGAAUUUUAAUCAAUGUUUUACUCUUAU
Messenger RNA from Cuscuta campestris, 1453 nucleotides. The record is from the annotation of a GenBank genome assembly. Lineage: Eukaryota; Viridiplantae; Streptophyta; Magnoliopsida; Solanales; Convolvulaceae.